Prorocentrum cordatum is the source of this 726-nucleotide messenger RNA. The record is from the annotation of a GenBank genome assembly. Lineage: Eukaryota; Dinophyceae; Prorocentrales; Prorocentraceae.
CGAUCGCGAACGCGACGUCGAGGCCUCGAUGCUCGGCCGCCGACUGCAUCAGGGCGAAGAGCCCACGAGCGUUGUCGAUACGCAGAAAAUCCUGCCCUCUGAUAGCCUCAAUGGCCCAAAUGAUUAUCAUUCGCCUUCCAGCCGCGUCGACGCGAAGCAUUGUGAAUCAUUAGACGGCCGCGUGCUCAUGUGCCAGGCAGUUCGCCCGAUGCGAGGUGCCAUCGCAGAGCAAGCGCGCCAGGCCAUCUCCUCAUUCUCACUGGCGACGAGUCCACUGUCCCGACCCCGCACCCUGGGCUCCGCAUAAUGACCAUACUUGAACGCGAUAUCCGCGUUCGACAUCCCAACGUUGUGCAGGUGGCGGCCGGCAGCGCUGUACGGUAAACGAGUACGAAAGUUGCGCCCCGUCCGCACUUCCUCGAAGUCUAUCGCGCCAUUAAUCAAGCAGCGCGCCAUCGCGACUUUGGGUUUCAACCAGUCUGGCUUCCGGACGGGGCAGUCGGCAAAAUACUCGUAGACCUCAUGAAAACCCUCGCUGGGACCACCAGUUCAACCCUCCAUGUUUCCCACAGCCCUCCGUGGGGGAGAGGGAGGGGGGGAAGACUGAGGGUCGACUGACGGUUGAACGAGGGUUUCUAUACGCAAGCAACACAUAUCCGCUACCGCCCCGGAGGCACCGCGGGGAGUGUCCUCAAGCCCCGUCGAGUUCUCAGUUUUGAACUUACU